This is a messenger RNA of Solanum tuberosum (potato), 796 nucleotides long. Its product is annotated as auxin-binding protein ABP19a. The record is from RefSeq and is a predicted model, not a curated record. Bases 50 to 676 code for a protein of 208 amino acids. Lineage: Eukaryota; Viridiplantae; Streptophyta; Magnoliopsida; Solanales; Solanaceae. The transcript has a single exon. Gene Ontology annotation, molecular function: manganese ion binding.
ACUUUAGUAUAACAUAUUUUCACAUAAACAUCAUUCCUAGCAAGUGAAAAUGUUCAAACUUCUAUUUGUCUUUGCUGUCCUCAUCUUGAGCAGCAAUGCUUCUGUACAAGACUUUUGUGUAGCAGACUUGAAAGGACCAGAGUCCCCUGCAGGCUACUCUUGCAAGUCUGUUACCAAAGUCACGGUGAACGACUUUGUGUUCUCCGGUCUAAGUGCAGCAGGAGACACCUCAAACAUCAUCAAAGCAUCAGUGUCACCAGCAUUUGCAGCUCAAUUCCCUGGCCUAAAUGGUUUAGGUCUCUCUGCAGCACGUCUCGACUUAGCACCUGGUGGUGUGGUACCAUUUCACACUCAUCCUGGUGCUUCUGAAGUCCUGCUUGUCGUGCAAGGGUCGAUCACAGCUGCUUUUGUUUCUUCAGCAAACACUGUUUACUUGAAGACAAUCAAGAAAGGUGAACUAAUGGUAUUCCCACAAGGUUUGUUGCAUUUUCAAGUGAAUGCAGUUGGUUUCAACUCUGUAGCUUAUGUCUUCUUUAGUAGCUCCAAUCCUGGCCUUCAAAUCACGGAUUUCGCGUUGUUUGCCAACGACUUGUCAACUAAGUUGGUUGAGGCUACAACAUUCCUUGAUGAAGCACAAAUCAAGAAGCUCAAGGGUGUGCUUGGAGGCACUGGCUAGAACUUGUACUGUUUCUCUUUUUUCAGAGUUGUUAUUUUUUUUGACAAUUAUUGGUAGCUACUUGCAAUUGUUUUGCUUUUGAUGAUUCUUUCUAGCAAUGCCAUGUUAUUUUGAGCUUAA